GGUUGACCUCUCGAUCUCUGUGUCUUGGAUGAAACCCUCCUCCCCUCCUCCCUCUCUCGUAAGAGAGAGAGAGAGAGAGAGAGAGAACAAUGACUGGCGAGCGACUACAAACGUUAUAUAUACAAUUUCUCAAUUUAUUCUCAGACUAAAAUUGCAGAUGCAGGGAUAGGUACCAGGUAAUCGAGGAACAAUGGCUGGAGUUGAUGGAGACCGUGAAAACUGGGAUUUGCUCGGGGAAUAUACCAACAAGACCCUGAGGCUGAAGGCAGACCGCUGGGGCAAGGCUGUGCAGAAUGAAGACAACCGCUCAACCAUCCUCAAUUUCUUGGACGGUGAAGCUGAAUUGGUGGUGGUGAGCCUGAAUCAUUCCAAUCAGCUGGUGUCAACGCCCGAGGUACCAGCUGGAUUGCGUACGAAGGGUGUCUAUUACCUGAAGGCAAGCGACGUACCUCUGGUGCGCGAAGAGGACCACAGCAAUGUGCGGGAACAUGUUAUAUUUGGAGACAUAUCGCCCCAACCUCUCGACCAGCUAUCCACGCUCAUUGAAGAGGUUAUCAUCCCAAUGCUGGAAAACCCGGCUAAUCGAACUGGGUGGCCAGAGAUGGUGUGUGAAGAUGUUUCCCACCAACUGUAUGCCCUCCGAGGAACAGUCUAUCGGAUGUGGGGACAGCUUCGAGGCCAGACACUUCUUCCUCUUCCUUUUGGAAUGGAAACUCUAGAAAAGGCUGAGAGACAUGCACUUGACACUGGGGAGAUGACAGACUCCCAGCUGAAGAGUGCCAUUGAGGGCGUGGUCAUCAAGUGGGUGCAUCAGGUGGAAGAAGUGCUGGUGCAGGACACUGACUCUCUUGCUUCAGCCCAACACUUCCCCAAGCCUCUAGAGGAGAUUACCUUCUGGAAGAAGAGAAGAGAGAACCUUGCCCACAUAGCAAGCCAACUCAGAGAUAAAAAGGUUAUGAUGAUGUCAAAUAUCUUGGAGGUGACUGAGUCUGCCUAUUACCCUGCCUUCAUGAAAAUGAGUGCUGAUGUUUCAAUGGCUGUAGAAGAGGCGAGAGAUAUUAUGAUCCACUUCACGCCACUCAAGCCUCUCUUAGAAGGACUGGAGAGUGGGGAGUUUCAGGAUGCGCCACCCAUCCUCCCUCCUCUGGUGCAUUGCAUUUGCCUCCUUUGGGCUGCUUGUCCUCCCUACAGGAAACCAGAUCGGAUUGUAACGCUGUUCAAAGAAAUUACAAACUUGCUCAUUAGCAUGGGUCAGCUCUUCAUAGGUACUGUAGGAUUCCAGGCUGAGACAACAGAGCCUCUACAAAAAAUCAACACAUGUGUCUCUGUUCUCAGAAAGUUUAGAGAGAUCUUUGAGGAGCACAGAGCCAAAGUGGAGAAUUACUUUCCUGAGGGUGAGAGGCAACGUUCCUGGGAGUUCCAUCCCACCCAUGCCUUCUCUAGGAUGGACCAAUUUCUGGAGCGUCUUGCCAACAUCAAGGAAAUAUUUGAUGUAGCAAAAGAAUUUCUGAAGAUAGAGAAAGUAGAAUUUGGUGGACCUAAGGGAAAAGUCCUUGGAGCAAAUAUAUCAUCUGUGUACAGUGAGUUCAAUGAGGCGUACACAGCAUUCUCCAUCCUGACCUACGACUGUUUGGACCCCGCUGAGGAUGCCUUCAAUGAGGGACACCAACAUUUCAAGAAGAAAGUAACCGAACUUGAGCAGCGUCUCAGCCUCAUUGUGAAGAAUGCACUGCAGGAGAGCCAGAGUCCUGAGGCAUAUUUCAAGGUAGUGGAGUUGCUAGGAAGCAUCCUGGAACGGCCUAUAAUCCAGGCUGAGUACACCAACUGCCUCCCACACCUUAUUCACCUCUUGAAGCAAGAAAUUGAUACAGCCAAGGAACUCUUUGAACGGUGGCAGAAUGGAGAGGGCAAUGAUAUGCAACAAGAUGAGACAAAGACAGAAGAGGAAGAUGUGGCACUUGAAGGAGAAGAACAAAGAAAUGAAAGACAGGAGCUGAGGGACUGCAGUUUGCUUCACCGUUACUUUCCUCCUGUGGUGGGCAAGCUGAAGUGUUUGAAAGAGGUGCGGGACCGUGUGGCGGGCAACAUGCAAUCAUUCUGUCAGCUUAAUCACCCAUUUGUAAGCAGUGAAGAUGGAAUGGUUCUGCAGCGGCAGUGGCAAGAAGUUGCUAAUGAUGUUCAGGAAUACAUUGAUAAGGUGGUGGCUGAAUGGCAAAAUGUUGCAGGUGCUGACUACACCCCUGCUCUCAGCCAGCCACUCCUCCAACGUCGACAUGAUUCCACCAUUGCGGUCAACUUCAGUGCUGAGCUUGUUCGGGCACUACAGGAACUAAAGUAUGUGUGGGUUGUGGGUGUGGUAUUAAAAGAGGGAGCUGAACUAGCAGAGCGACGAGAAACUUUCAGGAAGUACACUGCAAACUUACAACUGGUGGCUGACUGGUACAACCACAUCAAGACCAACACUAAUGAUGUGGAAUUCAAUUUGAUUCGCAAAGAAAUGGAAGAUAUUGAUACAAGUAUUCUGAAGGCUGAGUCUGAUCUGACAUGGAACUCAGAGGGUGUAUGGGAUUAUAUUACAAAUUUACGUGACACUGUAAGCAAUUUGGAAAACCGUGUUCAGAAGGCCCAAUCCAACAUUAAAGUGAUGGAUGGCAUUCUGGCUAGCUGGGUGCUGAAGCCAAUCUUUGAGAGGAAGGAUGGAAAGAAAGAUGCACUUCUAAACCUUGAAGACAGAGAAGACAGGCUCAAGAAAGUAUUUAACAACAUGCAGCGAGAUGGAGGCAAGCUAAAGGCAAUGGUGGAUGAGAAUCAAGCCUUACUAAAGGUGCCUGAAGGAUCUCGUCACUGGGACCGGUAUCUUCUCUUUCUUGACAACAUGAUCACACGGGGCCUUGUUGAUGCUGUCAGCUGCAGUGUAUUUUACCUGCUGGAUAACUGUGAGCCUCGUGUGAACCAAUUUCCACUACUGGAGGCACGUUUGGAGCUGAGAGAACCCAACCUUGUCAUAAGUCCCUCACCCGAAGAGCUCGUCAGCCUGGCAGAGUCUCUGGUUAAUGAUGUUGUGCACAUUUCAACUCUUGUUCCUCGCCUCUCCACUCAUGACCAUGCAACCUACCUUCCGGGUGUGGAGAAGGAUGAUGAGGUUGUGGAGCUGAAGGAAGCACUGGUGGGAAGAUUCCAAGUUGCAUCAGGCAAGAUUGCUGAGCACAGAGAUCAGUUCCUGCAGCAUCAAGCUCUGUGGAGAGAUAGUCGGCAAGAUGUCCUUGCAAAGUUCCUUACUUCAGGGGAAGGUGAUGCUCAGCCUUCCUUGCAACAAUUCAAGCAUCAGAUUGAUCGAUAUGAGGCUUUGUACACUGAACUUGAGGCUAUUGAAACCACUGUGCUGUUUGACAAGUGGUUCCGCCUGGAUGUGCGGCCUUUCAAGCACAGUCUCCUGGAAAACACAAAAAAGUGGGCAAGAAUGUAUAAGCAACAUUUGAUCAACCAAGUUACAAAUAGUCUUACAGAGCUUGACAAAUUUAUCAAGGAAGCUGAGGUGGGUGUGGCACAAGACCUUGGUAACGGGGACUACGACAUACUCGUAUCAAUCAUGGGUCAUCUUGUUGGUGUGCGUGAGAGGAUUCACUCUACAGAUGCCAUGUUUGAACCGCUCAAGGCCACCAUUGCCCUCGUCAAGCAAUACGGGGAUGACUUGCCCGAAACAAUGCAUCUCAAGCUUCAGGAGUUGCCAGAACAGUGGGAAUCACUGAAGAAGCAGUGUGACUUGAUCCGGCAGCAUGUAGCACCACUCAAAGCUAGUGAAGUCUCAGCAAUCAGGAAAAAAUGCAUCAAAUUUGAAACACGCCAAGCUGUUUAUCGUGAAAAGUUCAAGAAGUAUUCCUUUUUCAACUUCUCUUGUGAGCUGCCAUACUGGAGGCUGGAGCGGGUCAACAUGAGGCUACAGCGUUUGGAAGAAGAGAUGCAUCAGUUGCAAGAUUCUGCUGUUUUGUUUGAAGUGGUCAUUCCAGAAUUCAAGUACAUGAAAGCUUGUAGGAAGGAACUUCGCAUGCUAAAGCAAUUGUGGGACCAUAUUUGUCUUGUGAGGGCAUGUGUUGACUACUGGAAGACAACACCAUGGAGAGAAGUUGAUGUUGAGAAUAUGGACAUUGAGUGCAAAAAAUUUGCUAAGGACAUAAGAUCCUUGGAUAAGGAGAUGCGCUCCUGGGAUGCUUACAUAAAUCUGGAUGCAACAGUCAAAAAUAUGCUCACUUCACUACGAGCAGUAGCAGAACUACAAAACCCAUCUCUAAGAGAAAGACACUGGGGCCAGCUUCUCAUUGCAACCAAAUCUGAGUCUUCAACCAAGUCAUUUGUGGCAAACUUUGUUGACAACCCCAAAACCACCCUGGCAGAUCUCCUUCAACUGAACCUACAUACAUAUGAGGAUGAGGUGAAAAAUAUUGUUGACAAGGCUGUGAAGGAAAUGUCCAUGGAAAAAAUUAUAAAGGAGUUGGAGCUGACAUGGGCCAACCUAGAGUUCCUGAUUGACAAGCACCCGAGAACAGGAGUUGCUCUUAUUAGAAUGUCAGAAGAGAUGAUUGAAACACUUGAGGAAAACCAGGUCCAACUACAGAACUUGAUGACUUCAAAAUACAUUGAACACUUUUUGGAAGAAGUUUCUCUGUGGCAGAACAAACUCUCUGUGGCGGAUCAAGUCAUUACUUUAUGGUUUGAGGUUCAGCGCACGUGGAGCCACCUGGAAUCAAUAUUUAUCGGUUCUGAUGAUAUUCGCCGACAGCUGCCAGAAGAUUCUGCAAGAUUUGAUCAAAUUGAUAUCGACUUCAAAGAGCUGGUAGCUGAGAUGGUUGCUAACCCUCACGUGCUGAAAGCCACCAAUCGCACUGGCCUGUUCCCCAGACUGGAAGCAUUGCAGGCGGAAUUAACACUUUGUGAAAAAACUUUGGCAGAGUAUUUGGAGACAAAGAGACUUGCCUUCCCAAGGUUCUACUUUGUUUCAACUGCUGACCUUCUUGAUAUUCUUUCCAAUGGGAAUCAGCCAGUGAAGGUCACAAGGCAUCUCACCAAGCUGUUUGACAGCAUAGCUGGAUUGAAGUUUGCUGAAGAGGAGUCAGGUGAAGGCACAGCAGCAGUGGGGAUGAAGGCCAAGGAUGGCGAGUACGUUGAAUUCUCCAACAUCACAAACUGUGUUGGACCUGUGGAGAAGUGGCUGAUGAGUGUGCUGCAGGUGAUGCGGGACACAGUGCGCGCCAGAAUGACUGAUGCAGUGGUGGCCUAUGAAGACCGGCCACGGGACCAGUGGAUUGGAGACUAUCCAGCACAGGUGGCACUAACAGGGACACAGAUCUACUGGACAGUGGAGGUGACGGCUGCCUUUGCUCGCCUGGAGGAGGGCUAUGAGAAUGCACUGAGGGACUAUUACCGUAAACAGGUGCAGCAGCUAAAUGCUCUCAUAUCACUUCUGUUGGGAGAACUCACACGGCAGCAACGCCAAAAAAUCAUGACCAUCUGUACCAUUGAUGUUCAUGCACGAGAUGUGGUUGGGAGGCUCAUCAGUGGACGAGUGGAGAGCGCUGCAGAAUUUGCAUGGCAGUCUCAGCUACGCCACAGAUGGGAUGAACAAGAAUCAGACUGCAUUGUGGAUAUUUGUGAUGCGAGAAUGAAGUAUGAUCAUGAGUACCUUGGAAACACUCCUCGUCUUGUCAUCACGCCCCUCACUGAUCGUUGCUACAUCACUCUGACACAGUCCCUUCAUCUGGUGAUGGGUGGUGCUCCCUCUGGCCCAGCUGGUACUGGCAAGACAGAAACCACCAAGGAUCUUGGUCGUGCUCUUGGAAUGAUGGUGUACGUCUUCAAUUGUUCGGAGCAAAUGGACUAUAAGUCUUGUGGCAACAUCUACAAAGGUCUGGCUCAGACUGGUGCAUGGGGCUGCUUUGAUGAGUUCAACAGAAUAUCUGUGGAGGUGCUCUCUGUGGUGGCUGUGCAGGUGAAGAGUGUCCAGGAUGCCAUCCGCAAUAAAAAGAAAACAUUUGAUUUUAUGGGAGAGAACAUACGGCUCACAACUACAGUGGGCAUUUUCAUCACAAUGAACCCUGGCUAUGCAGGUCGCACUGAGUUACCAGAGAAUCUCAAAGUACUCUUUAGACCUUGUGCCAUGGUUGUGCCUGACUUGGAACUGAUUUGUGAGAUCAUGCUGGUUGCUGAGGGAUUCAUUGAAGCCAAAGUUUUGGCAAGGAAGUUCAUCACACUCUAUAGACUUUGUCGGGAGCUGCUCUCAAAACAGAGUCAUUAUGAUUGGGGUCUGAGAGCUAUCAAGAGUUUGCUAGUUGUGGCUGGAUCUCUCAAGCGUGAUGACCCAGAGAGGCCUGAGGAUCAAGUGUUGAUGCGUGCCUUGAGGGACUACAAUGUGCCCAAAAUUGUGACGGAUGAUGUGCCUGUCUUCAUGGGUCUUAUUGGAGAUCUUUUUCCUGCUUUGGAUGUGCCACGGAAGAAAGAUCAAGACUUUGAGAAGGCUGUCAAGGAGGCAGCAGUGGACUUGAAGCUUCAGCCAGAAGACAGCUUCAUUCUUAAGGUAAUACAACUGAAGGAACUGCUUGAAGUGCGGCACAGUGUGUUCAUCAUUGGACAAGCAGGCACUGGCAAGACUCAAGUUUGGCGAACACUUUUCAGGACGCUGCACAACAUGAAGAAGAAGCCGACGUGCUUUGACCUCAAUCCCAAGGCAGUAACCACAGAUGAACUUUUUGGUUACAUUAAUCCAUCCACUAGAGAAUGGAAAGAUGGGCUAUUCUCCAGCCUGAUGCGUGAUCAGGCCAACAUGCCCGGCGAUGCUCCAAAGUGGAUAAUUCUUGAUGGUGACAUUGAUCCUAUGUGGAUUGAAUCCUUGAAUACACUAAUGGAUGACAACAAGAUUCUGACCCUGGCCAGUAAUGAACGCAUCUCUCUCACACCUUGCAUGCGUCUGCUGUUUGAAAUCAGCCACUUGCGCACAGCCACACCUGCCACAGUCUCCCGGGCUGGCAUUAUUUACCUCAACCAGGGAGACCUUGGCUGGAACCCUUAUGUCACCAGCUGGAUAGACCGGCGAGAGGUGCAGAGUGAGAAGGCCAACUUAAUGGUGCUCUUUGACAAGUACAUCCCAACGUGUCAAGACAUACUAAGAGUUCGUUUUAAGAAGAUCACACCAAUGCCAGAAAUUAGCCAUCUGAUGAUGCUUUGCCAGCUCCUGGACUGCCUCCUCACACCAGAGAAUGCUCCGCCUGAUAGCCCUAAAGAAGUCUAUGAAGAGUACUUUGUCUUCGCACUUGUGUGGGCUUUUGGAUCUGCUCUCUAUCAAGAUGGGAAUAUUGACUACCGAGUGGAAUUCAGCAAGUGGUUUCAGCAAGAGUUUCGCACUGUCAAGUUUCCAACAACUGGCACUGUGUUUGACUACUACAUUGAGAGGGAGAGCCUCAGAUUUGCCCCCUGGACUGAGAAGAUACCAAAGUUUGAGUUGGACCCUGACAUGCCGCUGCAGUCGUUGAUGGUUCACACCAGUGAAACAGUGCGACUCAAGUUCUUCAUCAACCUGCUCAUGUCCAAGUACCAUCCUGUGAUGCUGGUCGGCUCAUCGGGAUGUGGCAAGUCGGCUCUUCUCAAUGAAAAACUGAAUUCCUUACCUGAGGAAUAUGCAGUGUGCAAUGUUCCCUUCAAUUACUACACCACUUCAGAACUGCUUCAGAGGGUGUUAGAGAAGCCCUUAGAAAAGAAGGCUGGGAGAAACUUUGCACCACCAGGCAACAAAAAGUUAGUGUAUUUCAUCGAUGACAUCAACAUGCCAAUGGUGGACCAAUAUGGGACUGUGCAGCCUCACACUCUGAUCCGUCAACAUCUUGACUAUGGCCACUGGUAUGACCGCACAAAACACACUUUGAAGGAAAUCCACAAUGUGCAGUAUGUUGGAGCAAUGAACCCAACGGCCGGCUCCUUCACCAUCAACCCUCGUCUCCAGCGGCACUUCAGUGUCUUUGCAGUGAGCUUUCCAAGCAUGGACAGCCUCAACCUGAUCUACUCCUCCCUGCUGGACCAGCACCUCAAGAACCCAGCCAUGAAGUUCAACCCAGCUCUCAUUCGGAUGACAGAACCUUUAGUACAAGCUGCACUCCAGCUGCACCAGAAGAUUACCUUCACCUUCCUUCCCACUGCCACCAAGUUCCACUAUAUCUUCAAUCUUCGGGAUCUCACCAACAUAUUUCAGGGUUUGCUCUUUUGCUCGGGAGAAACAAUGAAAGCUCCCAUUGAGUUGUUACGGUGUUGGCUGCAUGAAACUCAAAGAGUGUACGGUGAUCGCCUCUUAGAGGAAAAGGAUCUCGAGAUGCUUAACAAACUACAGGUUGAUGUAACCAAAAAGAUCUUUGAGGAGCUGGAUGAAGGAGAGGUCAUGGCAACACCAAAUGUGUUUUGUCACUUUGCACGAGGAGUUGGGGAGCCGCGCUACCUCCCCAUACAAUCAUGGACAGACCUCAACACCAUUCUGCAAGAUGCUCUUACCACCUACAAUGAGCUCAACGCUGCCAUGAAUCUGGUGUUGUUUGAGGAUGCCAUGGCUCAUGUCUGUCGGAUUAAUCGCAUCUUGGAGUGUCCUCGAGGCAAUGCGCUUCUGGUGGGAGUGGGAGGUUCAGGCAAGCAAUCCCUGGCCCGACUUGCAGCAUUCAUUUCUGGUCUUGAAGUGUUCCAGAUCACACUCACCAAAGACUACGGCAUUCAAGAGCUAAGGACAGACUUAGCAAAUUUGUACCUCCGUGCUGGCUUGAAGAACCUUGGGACAGUUUUCCUCAUAACUGAUGCUCAUAUCCCUGAAGAGAAAUUUCUUGUCCUUAUCAAUGAUUUGUUGGCCUCAGGAGAAAUACCAGACCUCUUCCCUGAGGAUGAGGUGGAGAAUAUUGUGUCUUCUGUCAGGAAUGAGGUGAAAAGCACAGGGCAGCAGGACACACGGGACAACUGCUGGAGGUUCUUCAUUGAUCGCGUCAGAAAGAAUCUCAAAAUGGUGUUGUGUUUCUCUCCUGUGGGUUCAACUCUCAGAGUGAGAGCCCGCCAAUUUCCGGCAAUCAUUAGCUGCACCACAAUUGAUUGGUUCCAUGAGUGGCCACAGGAAGCUUUAGUGUCAGUGUCUGAAACUUUCCUGGCUGGCAUUGAGUAUUUACCGGAAGGUCUACGAGAUUCUGUGUCAAAGUUCAUGGCCCACGUCCAUGGCUCAGUGAAUGAGAUGAGCCGCAUCUAUCUUACCAAUGACCGACGUUACAACUACACCACACCCAAGACUUUUUUGGGCUUUAUCUCCCUGUACUCCAGCCUUCUUACUACAAAACACAAAGACCUCCAGGGAAAAAUUGAACGCCUCAUGAAUGGCUUAGAGAAGCUGAGAACCACUUCUGCUCAAGUUGAUGACUUGAAAGCCAAGUUGGCUACUCAGGAGGUUGAGCUACAAAAGAAAAAUGAGGCAGCUGACAAGCUCAUUCGCAUAGUUGAAGCCGAGACAGCAAAGGUCUCAAAGGAGAAUGAAGUGGCCAAUGAGGAAAAACGCAGAGUAGCUAUUAUUGAAGCUGAGGUAGCAAAACGGAGGAAGGAAUGUGAGGAAGAUUUGGUGAAGGCUGAACCAGCACUGGAAGCAGCAAAAGAAGCCCUCAAUACACUGAACAAGGCCAAUCUGACGGAGCUGAAGUCGUUUGGGUCGCCUCCAUCAGGAGUGUCGAGUGUGACGGCUGCUGUCAUGGUCCUCCUUGCUCCCAAUGGCAAGAUUCCUAAAGACCGCUCAUGGAAAGCUGCCAAGAUGGUGAUGGCUAAAGUAGACCAGUUCCUUGAUCAACUGAUUAAUUACAACAAAGAAGACAUCCAUCCUGACAUCAUUAAGGCUAUUCAGCCAUACCUUGAAAAUCCAGAGUUCAAUCCAGACUUCAUCAGAUCCAAAUCUGUUGCUGCUGCAGGUUUGUGUUCAUGGGUUAUAAACAUAAUCAGGUUCUAUGAGGUGUACUGUGAUGUGGAACCCAAGCGACGAGCUCUUGAGGAGGCAAAUGCAGAACUUGCAGCUGCACAAACACGUCUCACUUCAAUUACCUCAAAGAUCAAGAGCUUGGAGGAACAACUAGGCCACUUAAGAGCUGAGUUUGAUAAAGCAACAGCAGAAAAGAUGAGGUGUGAAAAAGAAGCAAAUAGCACAGCUCACACCAUUGCUCUUGCUAACCGUCUAGUGGGUGGCCUAUCAUCUGAGAAGAUUCGGUGGUCAGAGGCUGUGUCACACAUGCACACUUCAGAGAAGACAUUGCCUGGAGAUAUUCUGUUGGUGUCAGCCUUCAUAUCAUAUGUUGGGUGUUUCACCAAACACUACCGUCGUGACUUGAUGGACAAAAUGUGGUUACCUCUCCUGCAGAAGCUUAACCCAAUCAUCCCUAUCACCCAUAACUUGGAUCCCAUCAAGCUUCUGACUGAUGAUGCCACCAUUGCUGUGUGGAACAAUGAAGGUCUUCCCUCAGAUAGAAUGUCAACAGAGAAUGCCAUCAUCCUCACCAACUCUGAUCGCUGGCCACUCAUCAUUGACCCACAGCUUCAAGGCAUCAAAUGGAUUAAAGCCAAAUAUGGAGAGCAGUUGGUGGUUGUGAGGCUUGACCAGAAGCAUUGUUUGGACACUCUAGAGUUGGCUAUUACUAGAGGCAAUACUGUUCUCAUUGAAAACUUGCCUGAGAACCUUGAUCCAGUGCUUGAUCCCUUGAUUGGAAAGAACCUCAUUAAGAGAGGAAGGGCUCUCAAAAUUGGAGACCGGGAAAUUGAAUUCAAUGAUUCAUUUCAAUUAAUACUUCACACUAAACUUGCAAAUCCUCAUUACAAGCCGGAGUUGCAAGCCCAGUGCACACUCAUCAAUUUCACAGUGACAAGAGAUGGUCUAGAAGAUCAACUCCUUGCUGAAGUGGUGAAGGCUGAAAGACCUGACCUGGAGGAGCUAAAGUACAAUCUAACAAAGCAACAAAACGACUUCAAGAUACAAUUGAAGCAUUUGGAGGAUGAUCUCUUGAGUCGGUUGUCUUCUGCUGGGGGCAAUUUUCUGGGAGAUACUGCACUGGUGGAGAAUCUGGAGCAUACAAAGGCCACAGCACAGGAGAUCCAGGAGAAGGUGGCUGAGGCAAGGGUGACUAGUCAGCAAAUUGAUGAAGCCAGAGAGCUGUACAGACCUGCGGCAGCCAGAGCCUCUCUUCUGUACUUCAUCCUUAAUGAUCUCCACAAGAUAAACCCCAUAUACCAGUUCUCACUGAAGGCUUUCAGAGUUGUGUUCCACAAGGCUAUAGAACGUUCUGAAGCUAAUGAAGAUGUAAAACUCAGGGUGUCAUCACUUAUUGAUACCAUUACUCACAGUGUCUUCCUGUACACUACAAGAGGCCUGUUUGAAAAGGACAAACUUAUUUUUGCUGCACAAAUGACUUUCCAGGUUCUUGCAUCACAAGGCCAGGUUGGGGUAGCAGAACUGGAUCUUUUGUUACGGUUUCCCAUCCAACCAAAUGUGGUUUCCCCGAUUGACUUCCUCACCAACAACAGCUGGGGUGCCAUUCGAUCCCUUUCACAAGUUGAUGAAUUCAGGAAUUUGGAUCGUGACAUAGAAAACAGUGUAAAAAGAUGGAGGAUGUUCUGCGAGUGUGAGGCGCCAGAGAGGGAGAAGCUGCCUGGAGAGUGGAAGGGUCGCUCUGAUGUGCAGCGACUCAUUAUCAUGAGAGCCCUGAGACCUGACCGCAUGACUCACGCCAUGCAAACUUUUAUUGAGGAGCGAAUGGGGAAGAAAUAUGUAGAAGGGGAGAACAUAGAUUUCUCACAGAGUUAUGAGGAGUCAGGACCAUCCACACCAAUAUUCUUCAUUCUCUCUCCUGGUGUUAAUCCACUGAAAGAAGUGGAGCAGCUUGGCCAGCGUCUGGGCUACACAUGUGACAAUGGGAGGCUGCACAAUGUCUCCCUUGGUCAGGGUCAGGAGAAGGUAGCAGAGGAAGCCCUCAAGGUUGCUGCCAAAGAAGGUCAUUGGGUUAUUUUACAGAAUAUCCACUUGGUGCGCCAGUGGUUGCCUCGCCUUGAGAAGAAGCUUGAGGCAUAUUCUGACGCUGCUCAUUCAGACUACCGUGUGUUCAUGAGUGCUGAGCCCGCCAACCGCCCUGAGAACCACAUUUUGCCACAGGGAAUACUUGAAUCAGCUAUCAAGAUAACCAAUGAACCCCCUAGAGGAAUGCAAGCCAAUCUCCACAAGGCACUCCAGAACUUCACACAGGAGACUUUGGAGAUGUGCUCUAAGGAAGCAGAGUUUAAAUCCAUACUCUUCUCCCUCUGUUACUUCCAUGCCUGUGUGGCUGAAAGGAGGAAAUUUGGGGCUCAGGGUUGGAAUAGACCUUAUCCUUUCAAUACAGGAGACCUCACCAUUAGUGUGAAUGUGUUAUACAACUACCUGGAGGCCAACAGCAAGGUGCCGUGGGAGGACCUGCGUUAUCUGUUUGGUGAGAUCAUGUAUGGUGGACACAUAACGGAUGACUGGGACAGAGUGCUCUGCCGAACCUAUCUGGAGGAGUUUCUUCACCCUGAUCAGCUUGAUGGUGAGCUGAAUUUGGCACCAAGCUUUCCAUGCCCUCCAAACCUUGAUUACUCUGGGUACCACAGCUAUAUAGACACAUACCUCCCUAGUGAGUCGCCACACCUCUAUGGACUUCACCCUAAUGCAGAGAUUGGAUUUCUCACCAUGACAUCUGAGCACCUCUUUAAGACAGUGUUUGAGCUCCAGCCACGGGAUAUGGGGAACUCAGGGGGAGUUGUCAUCACAAGGGAGGACAAGGUGAAACAGACACUGGAUGAAAUUCUUGAGAAGUUGCCAGAGGAGUUCAACAUGACGGACAUUACUGGGAAAGUGGAGGAACGAACUCCAUAUGUUGUGGUUGCUUUCCAAGAAUGUGAGCGCAUGAACCUCCUCACCAGGUCAAUAAGGUCCUCUCUCAAGGAGCUGGAUCUUGGCUUUAAGGGAGAGCUGAAGAUGACAUCAGCAAUGGAAGACCUGUGUGAGUCUUUGUUCCUGGAUCAAGUUCCAGAUCCAUGGACUGCCCGAGCUUAUGCUUCUACUCUUGGCCUGACCACCUGGUAUGCCGACCUGUUGCUGAGAGUGAAGGAAAUCGAAAUAUGGGUAACAGACUUCCAGGUGCCACCGGCUGUGUGGCUGGCAGGGUUCUUCAAUCCACAAAGUUUCUUGACAGCAAUCAUGCAGAGCACUGCACGUAAGAGUGAGCUUCCUCUUGAUCAGAUGUGCCUCCAGUGUGACGUAACAAAGAAAAAUAAAGAGGAUUUCACGUCAGCACCACGAGAAGGAGCCUAUGUGCAUGGCCUCUUCCUAGAGGGCGCUUCGUGGGACAAUGAGAACUCAAUCCUCAUUGAUUCAAGGGUGAAGGAACUCCAUCCUCUGAUGCCUGUCAUAUUUAUAAAGGCCAUUACACAAGACAAAGCAGAGAACAGGAACUUGUAUAAGUGUCCUCUUUACAAGACGCGCCAGAGAGGACCAACCUAUGUCUGGACCUUCAACCUCAAGACCAAAGAGAAGCCUGCUAAGUGGAUCCUGGCUGGUGUCGCUUUGCUCCUGCAGGUGUAGAGGUCUAAAUACAAGCAGAACUGUAUAUGUGUGUGUGUGUGUAAUUCACUGUUUGAUCUGCUGCAGUCUCUGACGAGACAGCCAGACGUUACCCUACGGAACGAGCUCAGAGCUCAUUAUUUCCGAUCUUGGGAUAGGUCUGA
This is a messenger RNA of Portunus trituberculatus (swimming crab), 13773 nucleotides long. It is a transcript of the gene Dhc93AB, whose product is annotated as dynein beta chain, ciliary-like. The transcript has 83 exons. Gene Ontology annotation, biological process: microtubule-based movement. The record is from RefSeq and is a predicted model, not a curated record. Gene Ontology annotation, cellular component: dynein complex. Gene Ontology annotation, molecular function: ATP hydrolysis activity; minus-end-directed microtubule motor activity; dynein light intermediate chain binding. Bases 191 to 13630 code for a protein of 4479 amino acids. NCBI's taxonomy places the organism in Eukaryota, Metazoa, Arthropoda, Malacostraca, Decapoda, Portunidae.